This is a messenger RNA of Aspergillus bombycis, 1506 nucleotides long. Its product is annotated as arylsulfotransferase family protein. NCBI's taxonomy places the organism in Eukaryota, Fungi, Ascomycota, Eurotiomycetes, Eurotiales, Aspergillaceae. The transcript is spliced from 2 exons. The coding region runs from base 1 to 1506 and encodes 501 amino acids. The record is from RefSeq and is a predicted model, not a curated record.
AUGUGGCACACAAAUAAAGCCAGCUUUCUUAACCUCUUCACCCUUCUACUAGGGGCUGUGGAAUCCUCUGCUCAAUCCUUUACUCAAUGGCCUCAGCAAACCUUUAAGAGCACCCAACUCGAAGCACCAUACCUGAACGUCACCAAGAAUGGCAAAACAGAACUGGGCUACCUAUUCUUCUCCCCAACAAACAGUAACUGGAGCUACCCAACCAUCUAUCAAGAUGACGGACAGCUCGUCUGGCGAGGUCCAUUGGUCAACACCUCAGCCGAACAGCCGCAAAUGCUAAACGGCGAGCCCGUCCUAGCCUACUGGAAUGGUGCCAAUAUCAAAGGCUUUGGCUUCGGCUCCAUUAGCAUCCUAAACAGUUCCUAUGACGAAAUCUACAAAGUCACCCUCCCAGGCACAGAGGAGAGGUUCGUCACCGCUGAUUCCGAAACAUACCCCUCCUACAUCGACAUCCACGAAAGCCAAAUCACAGACCAGGGGACGAUCCUCGUGACAGCUGUAAAUGUCACACAGAUGGACCUCUCAUCAAUCGGCGGCCCAAAAGACGGCUGGGUGCAAGACGGUCUCUUCUACGAAAUCGACAUCAAGACCAACGAUGUUCUUUUCCGCUGGAGUACCGUCGAGCAUCUCUCUGAGAUCCCUCUUUCCAACAACGAACUUCCGCUGGAGGGCAAGGGAACGAACCAGACCACCCCCUACGAAUACCCGCACCUGAACUCCGUAGCCAAAUACGGUGAUUCAUACCUGAUCUCCUCCCGAUUUAUGUGCAGUUUCUUCUUCAUUGACAAGAACGGCAACGUAACUUGGCAGUUGCAUGGCCAAAAAGGUGGAGACUUCACCCUAACCCCAGGCACCAGCUUCUGCUACCAACACGACCCGCGUUUCGAAAGUCAAUCAGAAGACAAAAUCACCCUCCACUUCCACAACAACGAAAACUCAGAUUUCACAUCCGAAACCGUAAUGACAACGGGCAUGACCAUCGCCCUAGACAUGAAAACCAAGAUCGUGACACUCGUUGACAAGAUCUGGGACGCUGAGCAGCCCGUUUACGCCGAGUCCCAGGGUAGCUAUCAGAACUUGACUAAUGGACACGUGCUGAUGCAGCACGGCGCAGUUCCAAAGCUAGAAGAAUAUGACGAGAACGGUGCGUUGGUUAUGAGGGCUUGGUUCGGGUAUCACGGCGGCACGAAGACAUACAGAGGGUAUCGGUUCCCGUGGGUUGGUAAGCCCAGGACGAAGCCGGAUGUGGCUGCUUGUGCUGAGAAGGGGAAGAUGGUGGUUUAUGUUAGUUGGAAUGGGGCGACAGAUGUGCCGGAGUGGAAGGUUUUGGGUGGAUCAGAGGAAGGGCAGAUGAAGAAGGUUACGGUGGUGCCUAGGAAUGGGUUUGAGACGAGAAUCGCUGUGGAUGAAGUGGUGGAGAAGGUUGUUGUUGAGGCUGUUGGUGGAGUGGGCGAUGGGAGGAGAUCGGAGGUCGUUACUGUUGGGCAGAGUUGUUGA